CAGGUCUCUGCGUCGUUGUCAACCGUCGGGAUGUGGUAGUUGAGAGUCGCAUACGUUAUUAUUAUUUCAAGUACGAGGUGACAGAUUGUGCCAGAGUCGAGGAAGUAGCUACUGUGUUUGGGGGUGUUUGUGCCGUAUCGGUUGAAACAGACGCCCUUAGUCGGUAGAGUCGUCGCGGGAGGAGGCAGUUUGCUUUCGUCCUCCAGGUCUCCUCUCCUCUUCCCCUUCCUCCUCCUUCCCAUCCUCCUCUCUCGCGACAUCCCAGUCGCUAGGACUGCUCCCAGGGCGUAUGUCAUGACCUCCAACGUCAUCCAUCAUGAAGACCACCUUAGGUUUCUGCUCGACCAACGCGCCGCCAGAGCAGAUCUCCAUGGUCGCUUUCCGUCCCAGUCUGACUUUUCAGAUUCCCCCUCUCUAUACAGUCAUGCCCAUUUCUCCCCUCAACCCUCUGACACUGAUGCCCACUCAAUCGCCUUUCAUUACACCAUUUCUUCUCACAAUCACCGCGCUCCAUCCCCCGACUUUCGUUCCCCCGUAUCUGACCGGGAGCGCCUGAACUUUCCUGAAGCCAGCAGCCUUGACCUAGAUGACGAUUCUCAGUCAUCCCUCUUUUAUUCUGUUGAGGGUGGCGACGACGACGAUAAUUCUUCUCAAGCAAGCCAAGAUGAUGCCGAAGGUGAAGAGGACACUAGAGUCAGCACUUAUGGACCCAAAAUGCGCUUCCACUCCCGUGCUCCUUGGGAGACCGGCGAAGAAGAUGACCUCCCUGACGAUUCUUCUGCACGCCGCAAGAAGCACCCGGGUAAGAAAUCUGACGCGCCAAAGAAAUCAUGGGGUUUGCCGUCCAGAACCAGUCAUGACACUAGACCAAGCGUCGAGUCUACCCGUUCGCAGGGUAAGAUGAAACAGUCCUUGGAUGCCCAAUCCACUUCUUCCAACGGAAGCGCUCUCUUGUGGGUAAUCUCCAUGAUGCUGCUUUGUCGUUUCAUUCACUCAUUCUUUGCUUCCGACAGAGCAUUAGCCCAGGCGUCCAUGUCCUCUACGUCACUUGCGCUCUCAUCUUCACCCUCACCUCAGUCUACAUUACGUGACAAGUUGAAUUUUCCCCGUUUGCGCACACGCACUAGCUCUAGUGCCAAGGGCCUCUCGAAGCCAGAUACGGUGGACACUCGGUCGAUUGCUUCCGCAGCUCCUUCAUACUCAGUGCAUGCAUCACCCGUCUCUCAUUAUCGCACAAUGUCUCCAACAGAAUCCCUAUUCUCCAGUAGAGAUAUUGGCCCACCUUCUCCUGGAGCCCCUAUGCAUCCCUACGCCAAUCCGGACCUCGUCCGACUCACGGUUCAUGACAACGCAUCGCAGCAGCAUCUGAACGAACUACACGCCUUAGCGAGUACCUCUUCCGUCUUCCCGCCGGCCCCUAACCGCAGCGAGUCUGGAGCCACGCUGACGGAUAGUACAAGUUCGAGUACUAUGGCACAUUCCGGCUCAGAGUCUACCGUCACGUUGACCCCAGUUACUUCCAUGUCGUCUAUGCAGUCGAAGUUCGACAUCUCACCCGUUCCUCGUUCUGGUGGCGCCCAGAGAGGUAUAUCCGCUCCUGUUUCGGUGAACAAGUCGAUGAUGAGGAACAUCCCUCCACAGUCACCUCCAGGAGCGGCUUCUGGUAACUUUAGGGAUACGACGUUUAGUGCUUCUGCGACGCCGAACAAUUGGGUGGAGACGUCCGGUGCUUCAACAAUCAAAUUGAUAUCUCUUGCUGAAGCACAGGCCCAAGCUCGAGAAAGGUCUCGCAGCGCCACUGCAACUGUCGCAUCGGUUGCCGCAUCCAACUCAGCAGCUUCGCGCAACUUUGACUUCGAUCCUCCACCAAGUCCUGCUGUGUCUAGUCAGUCAGGGUGGUCGAGAAUGAGAUCUGUCAGUGCCGGCAGUUCCAAGUCGAAAACCGGCGUUUCCGCGUCUGGUGAUCCUGUCCCUCCGAUGCCAACAGAUUACCCGUCAUCCACCCAAAGUCAGCAAGGAGGUAACCAGAAUCCUCAUAGAGCUGUCACGAGGAAGAAGAGUGGAUUCAUGCGACUGUUCAAUGGCAAAGAGCGCCCUCACACUGUGUAUACGCCUCCUGCAACCCCUUCUACACAAACUGCACCUCCUUCGCCUGGACCACCAGUACCUCGCAAGGUAACAUCGCAUCGUGUCCCAGUUCCCUCUAUCGCUCCAUUGGAAGCUCAGAACACUGGCUCGAAUAGCAGUUCUGGAUCCGAUCGCCUCAUUGCUGGCUCCAUACAGCAGCAGCUUAGUGCGAGGAGAAAUGUUCCGGGCCUGUCCAUUGUGACACAUCCACCGAGUUCGACCAGGUCCACGCACAGGUCUGCAUCUCCUGGUCUCAGUGAAUCAGCACACCACGGACAGCUGUUGACCCCCACUACUGCUGCUUCAAGCUUCGCUUACAGUUCGGCUAUGACGGAUAGUUCAAUUCCUAAUAGUGCCCCGCCAGCAUCAGCGGAUUUCUUGGGAGUCAAUAUUCGCCCCGUGUCGACGAUGUUCACCAAGAAUUUUUCUGAACAUUUGGUCACCGAUCGGUUCUCUUCCGACCAACCUCGUCCGUCACUCGAGACAGAUACAGGGACCCCAACCACGGCUAGUGCGAUUUCCCCAAGGAGCCCCGCGUUCCUCGCUCGUUCUAGUGACGAGAAGCAUCUGCCAAUUGGCAUUGCCUCCCAGCAAGAUGAUCAGUCUUCCGUGAUUCAGGCCUUACAAGAACAAAUUAUGACCGCUCGUCGAGCAUGGCAACGACAGAUCUGGGAGCUAGAAGGACAAGUUAGAGAUCUCAAAGCUGAGGUCGAUGGUUUGCGAAUGUCGGAUAGCUCUCAAGAGUACUGUGCUACCUGCGGUAGAGGCUCAGUUGGACGACCGACUGUAGAUGGGGAAGGCAAAACCGAUGAUCAUCGCAAAGCUGGCGGAAAGUCUGGCGGUGUGGUCAAUCGUCCCCGUGCGCGUACUGGCGUGGGGUCUCGGUUUGCCAGUGCGACAUAGAAGCUAUGUUUUCGUUUUGGCUGAUCGUCAUGUCUUUGGAUCCCAUCUUCAAGUUCUAGGCUGUAGACGUGCCACGGGUUGCGCACCCACGACAUCUAUGUCCCAUUUUUUAUUGGUAUUAUUUGUACUCUUGGAUUAAUUAGAUUCCCCCCUCCUCCCACACGGACAGGAUUGUCCCACUAGUUUUUGUAAUGCCCCCCCUCAUACCCCCAACACCCCCUGUACCUCCCUCUUUUUUGUCUCGGUUUGUUGCCCUGUUGUUGACAUCAUGAUGUUGUCACUCACGUUCUUUCGCUCUCUCACAUUCACAUUCUCCCUCCUCCAUUCUUUAUACCUUCCAACACCCUUCCAGCUCUUUCACUGCUGCACGUUGAAAACCUUGUUUGCUUUGUCGUUUUUGUACUUGCUCAUGGUUACUUCGCGCACGCUCAAGUGUGUAUGUUGUACUUUACUAUCCUCAUGAUAAUGACCCCUCGGAUUUUACAAUGUUGUGUUGUGAGCAUGGUGAUAAUGUCAAUGUCAUGAUAACAUUCAGGAAAGUAUUGUGACUACAUGAGAGAUCCACAUCACUCCUCAUCGCCCAAUAACCAUCCCAAUCCUUUCUGUAGAACACGGCUAGCUUGGGCAGACACCUCUGCACCAUCAUACUUCGGAAGACUCCUCUCGCUACUUCUUGACCGAUCCCUUUCUGGAAGUAAAGAACGACCGCGUGCUCCGACGCUGAAUGGGAAAUUCGCCGCAACCCGGUGGAAAGCUUUGUUUGCCAACGCUGCAGCGUCUGCGUUCACGAGAGGAGCCGAAGGAAUCUGCAGAUGCUGCAGUCGUUCUGCCAAUGAUGCAGCUGCUGAUUGUGUGGUUCUAGAUCGUCCAUGUGCAGCCCGAUUAACAUCACGUUUGAGGCCAUUCUGACGAGCAGUCAAUCUGCCCCGUCGUUCCUCAAUAUCAUCAUCUUCCAGACGUCGCC
Messenger RNA from Somion occarium, 3994 nucleotides. Lineage: Eukaryota; Fungi; Basidiomycota; Agaricomycetes; Polyporales; Cerrenaceae. The record is from the annotation of a GenBank genome assembly.